AUGGCUACAAAAUUCGUAACAAAAUACUUCCCUCCUUCCAAGUCAGCUAAAAUGAGAAAUGAGAUCACCACCUUUGUGCAGCAAGAAACUGAAUCCUUAUAUGAGGCAUGGGAAAGAUACAAGGAGCUAAUGAGGAAAUGUCCACAUCAUGCUCUACCAGAAUGGUUGCAAGUGCAGAUUUUCUAUAAUGGUCUUUCACCCUCUUUUAAGGCAAUUUUAGAUGCAGCAAGUGGAGGAUCAUUCAAUUUGAAAACACCAGAGGAAGCUUUAGAGACUCUAGAAUUAAUGGCAAACAACACAGUGAAUAUGCAGUUUGACCGUCAAAAUAGAAAAGCUGGAGUGUUGGAGGUUAAUACUUUGGAUGCUAUCUUAGCCCAAAACAAGUUGUUAACACANCAGAUCACUGAUUUGACUCANAAGCUGGGAAAUAUGCAAGCAAAUAAUGUGAAUACAAGAUCUCCAGGGUGUGAUUUUUGCGGAGGAAUGCAUCAGAAUGGUGAAUGUCAGGCCACUCAACAAGAAGCACAAGUCAAUGCAGUGGGAAAACAACAAAAUCAGUUUUCUACCAACUUUAAUGCAAAUUGGAAACCCCAACAAACGAGACCUUGGAGUAAUCCAAUCCAAUCUAACCCACCAAGGCCUCCAUAUCAAUAUCAAGCUCAGCUCAGCAAUCAAGGGAACAAGAUGUAUACGUUAGAAAAUGCACUAGAGAAGCUAACUAUGCAAACUUCUACCUUUGUGGAGCAGACUUCAAAUUUCAUGAAUGAGACAAGGACUAACUUCAAGAACCAGGAAGCUUCAAUCAGAAAUUUGGAGAACCAGAUUGGUCAGCUUUCAAGACAACUCUCGGAGAGAUCUCCUGGCACAUUCCCUAGUGACACUAUACCAAACCCAAGGGAACAAUGCAAGGCAAUUCAAUUGAGGAGUGGAAGAGUGUUAGAGAAUGAAAAAAGGAGUGAGAUGGACAGAAAGAAAAAGAAAAGAGUUGAUGAAAUAGCAGAAGAGAGUGUAGAAAAAGAAAUUGAGAGAAAAUGUGAGGAAAAGGAAGAGGGAGAAAAAAAUCAAGAGAGUGAGAAAGAGAUGCGUGAGUAUGUCCCUACAAUUCCAUUCCCUCAAAGGUUGAAGAAGCAAGAACAAGCCAACCAAUUUGCAAGAUUUCUUGAUGUUUUUAAGAAGUUCCACAUUAAUAUUCCAUUUGCUGAAGCAUUGGAACAAAUGUCAAGUUAUGCUAAAUUCAUGAAAGACUUGUUGUCAAAGAAAAAGAAGCUUCAAGAAGAUGAAACAAUUAUGCUCACAGAGGAGUGUAGUGCAAUAAUUCAACAAAAAUUACCUCCCAAGUUGAAGGACCCAAGAAGCUUCGUCAUUCCAUGUGAGAUUGGAAAUAUAACGGUGGGUAAAGCAUUGUGUGACCUUGGAGCAAGUAUCAAUUUGAUGCCUUUGUCAAUUUUUAAAAGGCUGGGAAUUGGAAAAGUAAAGCCCACUAUGAUAACUCUACAAUUGGUAGACUUAUCAAUGACUUAUCCUUAUGGAAUUGUGGAAGACGUUUUAGUGAAGGUGGAUAAACUUAUUUUCCCAGUUGAUUUCGUGGUGCUUGACAUGGAAGAAGAUGCUAAAGUCCCAAUCAUAUUGGGAAGACCAUUCUUAGCCACAGGAAGAACACUGAUAGAUGUAGAACAAGGUGCAUUGAUGUUAAGAGUAGGAGAUGAAAAAGUCACAUUCUCUAUAAAUGAAGUAGUAAAACAUAAAUUGGACAAAGAACAUUGUUUCAAGGCUGAAAUAAUUGAGUCUCUUGUGUUAGAGGAUGUUGAUUAUCAUGUAAGGAAGAAUCCUUUAGAGAAAGCUUUACUGUCAGGAAUGGAAGCAAAAGAGUUGAGUAAAGAAAUUAAUGAUGAAGAGGUAGUGAAGUGUGCUCAUCAAUUAGAAGUCAUCAAGCCAUUAAUCUGUUCCACAAGAAGUCAUGUUGUACCCAAGAAAGGAGCUCAUUCACAUCACCACGGUGAAAUGAUCAUCAAUAGUUUUUAUGUUUUCAAAAAAAGAGAGAGAGAGAAAAGAAGAAGACCCUUCUUCUGUUGA
Messenger RNA from Vigna radiata var. radiata (mung bean), 2073 nucleotides. RefSeq lists its product as uncharacterized. Bases 1 to 2073 code for a protein of 690 amino acids. The record is from RefSeq and is a predicted model, not a curated record. Lineage: Eukaryota; Viridiplantae; Streptophyta; Magnoliopsida; Fabales; Fabaceae. The transcript has a single exon.